This is a messenger RNA of Fusarium verticillioides 7600, 462 nucleotides long. RefSeq lists its product as hypothetical. The transcript has 4 exons. The coding region runs from base 1 to 462 and encodes 153 amino acids. The record is from RefSeq and is a predicted model, not a curated record. NCBI's taxonomy places the organism in Eukaryota, Fungi, Ascomycota, Sordariomycetes, Hypocreales, Nectriaceae.
AUGUCCGACUCGUCGUCCAGUCUUUCCUCGCCGCCCGCAAACCCUCAGAUCGUUGGUUUCCUCUGUGAAGUGAUCAGUCAUCUCGGCAACAUCACCACUCAUCUCGAUGCAAUGAAUGACCCUCUUAAUACUCUCGAGGCCACUUUUCGCGUCCAUGACCAGCACUUAGCCCGUAUUGACCGACGUCUUACCAGCCUAACCGCUACAACAACCAACCUCCAUGCUAGAGCCCUCAAUUCCGGUGCUUGUGCGUCAAGUUCGGCCCUCAUCCCUCUGGUCAGUCCAGUGACUGGCGCCGCCAUCCUCGAUUUCCCUCGCACCUAUGGUGAGGUUCAGCGACUCAACGCUCGUGAGCUUGGCGGCCUUCUACGAGCCCUCAAUCUGCGCGGCGCUAGAACUGCUGAGCAAAAGCGAGGUGACUUCAUCCGCGCGAUUGGCAUCACCAAGUUGGCCCGCCUUUAG